This is a messenger RNA of Calypte anna (Anna's hummingbird), 6253 nucleotides long. It is a transcript of the gene H6PD, whose product is annotated as hexose-6-phosphate dehydrogenase/glucose 1-dehydrogenase. NCBI's taxonomy places the organism in Eukaryota, Metazoa, Chordata, Aves, Apodiformes, Trochilidae. Gene Ontology annotation, cellular component: endoplasmic reticulum. Gene Ontology annotation, biological process: pentose-phosphate shunt; glucose metabolic process; pentose-phosphate shunt, oxidative branch. Bases 401 to 2773 code for a protein of 790 amino acids. The transcript has 6 exons. The record is from RefSeq and is a predicted model, not a curated record. Gene Ontology annotation, molecular function: glucose-6-phosphate dehydrogenase activity; 6-phosphogluconolactonase activity; NADP binding.
UCCCGCUUCCCACCCCCGCCGGGCUCUGCGCGUCCCUCUCCCUCCUGCCUCUCUACCUCUGUCGGGGAGAAGGGAUGUUCACCGAGUGCUAGGAAGCACUCCCCAGAACUCGGGAAACCGGGAGGAACUCGCCAGCGGACAUGUAUGGGGAAGGUGGAUGUUGAGCCUGGGGUCCCUCCUGGCGCAGGUUGGCUGUAGGAGCGAGAAAGGGAACAACCUGCCUUAUCUUGCUUGCUCACCUGACUGUUGAUCGGAAAGUCUGCCCUGUGCUCAGUCACAGAAGAGAGAUCUGAGCUCUGCAGGCACUGUGAAGUCAAGUUUCCAGCUACUUCUGCCACUUGAAGACUCUGUAAAGCUCCUGUGUCACUCAGUGUUCCUGGGACACCCCUUCUGUCCCAAGAUGCUGAGAAGAGUCCUGUGUACAGUGUUGUUCAUGGGAGCCCUGCCACCACUGGCUGAAGCAUCCCAGGGCCACAUCUCAGUAGUCUUGCUGGGAGCCACAGGUGAUUUGGCCAAGAAGUAUUUGUGGCAGGGUCUAUUCCAACUCUACAUGGACCAAGUGAGCAGUGGCUACAGCUUCACCUUUCAUGGGGCUGCACUGACAGCUGUGGAGCCAGGGCAGAGGCUGAUGUUUGAUGUGCUGAAGAAGCUGGCCUGUCCCCCAGAUGAAUCUCCCAACAGAUGUGCUGUGCUCAAGGACCAAUUUCUGAAGCUGAGUCAAUAUCACCAGCUGAAGACUGCUGAAAAUUACACUGUGCUGAACAGAGAGAUUGAGACACUGCUUCACCAGGAGGGGCUGAAGGAGGCUGGAAGGAUCUUCUACUUCUCAGUACCACCAUUUGCUUACACAGAGAUUGCCCACCACAUCAACAGCAGCUGCAGACCCCCUCCAGGAGCCUGGUUGCGUGUGGUGCUGGAGAAACCUUUUGGCCAUGACCUGGAGUCAGCCCAGCAGCUAGCUGCAGAGCUGUCAGGCUUCUUCAGGGAAGAGGAGAUGUACCGGGUGGACCACUACCUUGGCAAACAGGCUGUAGCCCAUAUCCUGCCUUUUCGACAUCAGAACCGACGGUUUCUGGAUCCAAUUUGGAACCGACACCAUGUAGAAAGAGUGGAGAUUGUCUUGAAAGAAACUGUGGAUGCUAAAGGCCGCAUCAGUUUCUAUGAGCAGUAUGGAGUCAUCCGGGAUGUGCUGCAGAACCACCUCACAGAGGCCUUGAUGUUCCUGACCAUGGAGCUCCCAGACAAUGUCAGCAGAGCUGAAGAGGUUUUGCAGUGCAAGCUGAAGGCCUUCCAGUCCUUGCAGGGCCUGGAGAAAAAGAGUGUUGUGUUGGGUCAGUACCAGGCAUAUACCAGCCAAGUACAGGAGGAGCUGCAGAAGGCACAAGACUACAUCAGCACAACACCAACCUUUGCAGGUGUGCUGAUUCACAGUGACAACCCACGAUGGGAAGGAGUCCCUUUCCUCCUCACUUCUGGGAAAGCUCUGGAUGAACGGGUGGGUUAUGUCCGAGUUCUCUUCAAGAACCGGGCCUACUGCCCCCAGAGGGAGACUCUGAGGGAUGCAGAGCACAGCCAGUGUAAAGCCAAGCAGAUCAUCUUCUACAUUGGGCACGGUGCACUCAACACCCCUGCAGUGCUGGUGAGCAGAAAUCUUUUCAGGCCCAUCAUGCCAAAGGACACUUGGAGAGAAGCAGAGGGUCAGUCAGACCUGCACAUUUUUGGACAACCUUUGUCUGAUUACUACAUGUACAGCCCUGUGAAAGAGAGAGAUGCAUAUUCUGUCCUCAUCUCCAACAUCUACCAUGGAAGGAAGGACUUCUUCAUUACCACUGAGAACUUGCUGGCCUCCUGGGCCUUCUGGACACCACUGCUGAGUAGCAUUUCCCACCUGCCCCUGCGCCUCUACCCUGGGGGUGUGGAGAACCAGCACCUCUUGGACUUUGAAAUGAUGAGUGGGGAAGUGGCAUUCACACUGGCAGAGCCAUUGGAACUGCUGAACCCCAGCAGGCUGAUGCCAAAUGAUUACAGGACAAUUCAGUCCAAAUUUCGUCAAAAUCCCCUGGUCUCAGCAUGGUCUGAGGACCUGAUUUCCCAGCUGGCUUCUGACAUUGAGAAGACAGCAAGCAGGACCGUGGUGCAGACUGGGCAGUUCCACCUGGCCCUCUCAGGUGGCUCAAGCCCUGUGGUCCUUUUCCAGCAGCUGGCAAGGCACCACUAUGCCUUCCCCUGGAAAGACACCCACAUCUGGCUGGUAGAUGAACGUUGUGUCCCUCUCGCUGACACCGAGUCCAACUUCUUCACUUUGCACAAGCACCUCCUCCAGAGGGUCAGGGUGCCCUACUUCAACAUCCACCCCAUGCCUGUGCACCUGAACCAGCGGCUCUGUGUGGAAGAGGACAGAGGCACAGAGCUCUAUGCCAAGGAGAUCAUGGCCCUGGUGGCCAAUGCCAGCUUUGACCUGGUGUUGCUGGGGAUGGGCACCGAUGGGCACACUGCCUCGCUCUUCCCUCACUCUGAAACUGGUUUGGAAGGGGCUCAGACUGUGGUGCUGACUGAAAGCCCUGUCAAACCUCACCAAAGGAUGAGCCUUAGCCUACCCCUUAUCAACAAGGCCAGGCUGGUGUUUGUCCUGGUUUUGGGGAAGGGUAAGCACAACAUCACCACCCUGCUCAGCAGAGUGGGCCAUGAGCCAAGGAAAUGGCCCAUCUCUGGUGUCAGCCCCAGCUCUGGACAGCUGGUGUGGUACAUGGAUUAUGAAGCUCUGCUUGGGUGACACCUUCACAGUGUGCCUCCUCUCUUGUCUGCCUGGCCCUCAUAGCCUGGAUUUUCCUAUGCAAUGUCCAUGUUUUCCUGUUGCCAGCAGCAGCUUCAUCUCUGACAGACUCUUCUACCCUUCUGGGAAAUCUGUGGUCUGUGGUGCCUCUGACAUUUGAGCCCAGAAAGGAGCUGGGCUCAGUGUUCAGAGCUAAGUAGGAGCCAAGAGCCCAGUGCAGCAUUUCUGGCUCUGCCAGGGAUUCUGACUGUGACUUUGGACAAAUUACCUCACCUUGAAGCACCUCAGUUUUCCCUGUCAGACCUUUGUGGUUAUUAGCACUUAACUACCUCGCAGGCAUGACAGGAGACUUGUAAAUUAACUACCUGCCAAUUUUUGCAUUUUUACUUUUGAAAUUCUCAGGCUAGAAGACAUUAAUAACAUCUUCAUCCUCAGUCUGCCCCGCUCAGCCUGACUGUGACAGUCAUUGCCACAGUACAAUGAUGGUUCUGUGCAGAGGGGGCUGUAGUCUCAUGUGUGCAGCCCGUGUUGGUAUCAGGCAGCUGUGACCCUGGCCACGCUCUCCUGAAAGCACUGCUGCCUGUUUGCUUUGUGGCAUGUGGCCCCUCAAUGCUGCCACUGAUUUGAGAGCUCACUGCAGUCCUGAGGCUUUGCAAAUUGCCCAGCAGCAGAGGCUGAGUUUAUAAGCAGUAAUUUGCUGUUUUCAUUAAGUGGGUACCACAGGGAAAGGAGGAAGAAUCACAAUUCCUCCUCAACAUCACAAUUUAGGCUGUUGGAAGAAUGGGGAGGAGGUAAGCCAUAUGGCAGUGCACAGAGCUGUUAUUUGCCUGCAGUGCAAUAAUUAUUGAGGGAACUUCAGAGGAGUUGUUUGGGUUUAGCUAGCAAAGAAAUAUUUUCUUUAACCAUUUUUCUCGAACUCUCUGAAAUGAAUUUUUCUGUUCUCAGGAUUGAAGCUUGCAGCCUCAUUCGGUGGCUUCUAAAAUUUCUCCAGGAGGCAGCUUUGUAAACCAUUUGUAUAAACUUAAUAAACUUUAGCUUUAUAAACUAGGUAUCCAUUACAGCACACAUGAAGGUAGCUGCAGUGUCUUCAGGUGGUGUCAGUGGGGUCUCAGCUCAAGGACUUUCAUGGGGAGGGAAUUUUCUCUGUACAUAUCUCUUGGGCACAUGGACCUAGAGAACUGCACCUCUGUUUUGGCAGGACACUGUUAAGUGGUUAUAGAAGUUUAUAGUGCAGUUGUUCCCAGGAAGGGUUGGAGACAUCUGAUGCUUCUUAAAGUCACUAUUCCUCCCUUCCUAAUUCUCAUCUUCCCAGAACACUGCACAAUGGGUGUCUCUGCUUUCAUGAUACUCCCAAAUGCUUCCUGAUUUUUUCUAAUGGGCAAUUUAGCACAGCACUGCACCAGAAUGCAGCUUUUGCUGAGCGCAAGACGUGAGAAUUGGGGCUGAUGGUCCACGUGAAGAUUAGAGGCAUUCUCACUCACCCAGGGUGGCACCAGGAUAGGACAGAGCUGCAGCAGGAAGGCAGAGCAUGGAUGCUGGCUGCCACCAGCAGGGAUUCCUCAUAGGAAUAGGGGCCACUUUCAAGGGGAUUUUUCUCUUAUCAAUGCUGGCCCUGUUUCUGCAGGGAAGUAGCUGUGUGUGGCUGACCAGGUGGGGAUGGUGGGUCUGAGGUGGCCCAGUUGAAUGCUACUCUUUCAGCAGGGCUGGUCUGGGGCUGUGCCAGGCUUGGUCACCAUUCACAGCCCUGCAGCCUCACAAAGGGAAAAUGCAAUUCUCAGGAGCUGGACCUGGUGAGCCCUUAGGGACCUGGGAGCCUGAAGUAUAGGGAAGGAGAGAGACUUCCCUUUGGAAAGCUGGGCAGUAGGCUUCAGAUCCUUCCCUGCACAGGGAUCUGCUGAAUCCUAGUGAUGAAGAUGCAGAUCCUGGUACAAAUAGGUGCUCUGGUCUGACAGCAGAUGAAGCAAGGUGGGCAGGUGUGUUCAGCCUGUGUGCCCAGGUUUCCCAGUUCCUGCCUUGCAGCACAAUGCUUAUCCUGAUGCAGAAAUUUUCCUCUCCUAAUGCACCAAGUGAGCUCCAGGGAGCCUGUUACCCAUCAGCAAUGAGGUAACUGCUGAUGGGUACCUCAGCAGUAUGGUUAUGUUCUCUCCAUCAGGGAGAACAUAACCUGGCAGAAGCUUUGUGCAGCAGGAAAAGGCCAAAUUCUCAGGGACUGGCUGUGACUUCUUGCAGAUGCCCUCCCUCACCUUGCAGAUGGUCCAGAAAAGCUGGAUGUUACAUUCUGUGUUUGACUAAACUGAGCUGAGUUGUUCUGAUGUGCUUCUACUUUGCUUCCACUUGGGGAAGGAGGGGAGUUGUGGAAGUGCCUUGCCUGCUCUGGUCUGAUGACUGGGCUGGCUUUUCUCCCUCUUUCAUCCACCCUUGCUCCUGCCUCUUUCAUGGUUACAGGCAGGCUUAGCUACCAGAACAAACAGCAAAGGGUGAAAAUAAAUCACAGGGGAAGGAAAAAGCAGAGAAAAGCAGGAGGAAGGUGAGCACUGCAGGUUCCUUGCUGCAGGACUUGCUUGUCAAUGAAUAUGUAGAAUGUGGAGUCUGGAAUAAGAGGAGUUAACUGGAAUAACUCUCUUCACAGUUGAGUACUAGCAAAUCCUGGCUCCGAAGUUACCACAGUGGCUGAAACAGCUGUGCAGAGGAAAAUGUUUUAGGUCUGGUAUGUCCAUAAAUCCAAGCAUCAUAAAACUUCAUUCCAGUUCUUUUGUAUUUGGUGUGAGGGAACAAGUUUUAAUGAAAACUUGACCUAUGUAAGAAUAAACAUGCUGUUAUGAAUGACAGAAUUCAUUACUGCUUUAUAGAUGACUGGCAUUGAUGUUUUCUUAUUUCUCCACACUUUCUUGUUAGUAUUUAUCUGUCACCUCUUGAAUUAAACACUGACUUUAGAGAGGUCUAUUUGCACUUUUAAAUAAGUGUGUGUUUGGGCUAUAAGGGUUUUUUUUAGAACUGUGUUUUCUUUUAACAAAGACAAUUCCUGUUCAACUCUGUAAUGCUGAACAUUUGCCAAAUGAAAACCAAGUAUUUUUAAAUAGAUAAAAUCUGUGACUUGCAAGAGAAUGACUGUGGAUGGGAAGAAGGGUUAAAUGAGCAACAAAUCUGAUGAGGAAGAACUGUAGAAAUCCAGUGGGCUUUGGGCCAAGGAAGCAGUGCUAUUUUUAUUUUCUGCAAGCUAUUAAUAGCAGGUGUGCACCUUUUUGAGAGCUUGUAUUAACCUUUCUUUGCAAAAGCAACUCCAUGGAGUAAAUUCUUACAGUCUGUUUUAUUGAUACCUAUUUUAUUAUUUUUUAAAUGGCAAGGGCAUUUCUAGAAUUCAGUGAUAUGAUUAUAUGGAUGUUUUACAGAAAACUGACACUGGAAGUAAUUAAUUUUUCACUUGAACCUUUUAUAAAUCAAGAUGUAAAAUCUUAUUUUCCCAUGAGUAAAGUUUUGUGA